AUGUUCAAGGCCACCCAAGUCGCCUUCAGCCUCGUUAUUUUAGCCACUCUCGCCGCGGCCGGUGAUAUUUGCGCCUACACCUCCAGGGGUUGUGUUGGAACCUUUGGGUGUUGCAUCAACAUUCCCGCGAACGUAUGUUGCUUGUACCCAGACAACUAUGGGUGGUCGAACUUGAAGAACAUGACGAGCAACGGCAACUGGUGGGCUUCAAUGUACAGCGAUACGUGCCAAACCCUGCUGGCGGGCUCUGUUGCCUCUGCAGACGGGCAGAUCUGCCUCGGUGCAUGGGACGUUCCGGCGCGCUCAACCAGCUGGCGGGUGACCACCAACACCAAUGCCAAGCGGUCGAUUACAGUGAAUCAAGAGGCAGCCCAAUGCAUGUCGCCGAAUGUGAUUGGAUUCACUACAGAUAGUGGGGAAGAGCGACUCUUCCGUAUUCCAGACGGAACCAGGUUCGAAGACGCGGAGAAGUUUUUGGAGGAAGGACAGUUUGAGGAGCUCUUCAAGUACGAAAAAGGUCAGCCUGUAGUGUUCGAAGCAGUCACAAAGCAACUCGGAUAG
Messenger RNA from Cyclocybe aegerita, 561 nucleotides. The record is from the annotation of a GenBank genome assembly. Lineage: Eukaryota; Fungi; Basidiomycota; Agaricomycetes; Agaricales; Hemipholiotaceae.